Messenger RNA from Pyrgilauda ruficollis (rufous-necked snowfinch), 5160 nucleotides. It is a transcript of the gene RBSN, whose product is annotated as rabenosyn, RAB effector. The record is from RefSeq and is a predicted model, not a curated record. Gene Ontology annotation, molecular function: metal ion binding. Lineage: Eukaryota; Metazoa; Chordata; Aves; Passeriformes; Passeridae.
UGAGCGUGUUGAUAUCGGCAGCGGUGACUCUCCUGAGCGCGCCCAGCGGCGAGGACACAGCACAGACCCAUCAGUGCUAUGGGAACGGCCCCAGGGCACCGGGGCGGGAACGGGCGGCGGCGGGACGCGUGUCCCCUGCGUGACAGCGCCGUCCCGUCCUCGAGAGGACUCUUUCGCCGCAGCUCUGCGGGCCCGUUACGGAGGCCUGCUGCAAGGCGGCCGGAUACAGCGAGCGGUCCCGGCCUCAGCAGGGACAGCGGCCCCACAGCGGCCCCCGCUCCGCCCGCCAUCGACAGCUCUGCGCUCGGCAGCCCCCCCGCCGCGUCGGACGAGCCCUCCUUGCCCCGCCCUUUCCUCUCAUCGAUGGCUCAGCGCUCGCCCCGCCCUCAGCCGCGCUCUCCGCUCCCGGCAGCCGGGACAGGCCGCAGCCGCCCUGCUUUGGAGACAGUCACCGGCCGCCCGGGCGCUGAGGCAGUGCCUCAGGACGAUGCGGCCCCGGCAUCCCGGCAGCCGGUGAGGGCAGCACGCGCGGCCGCGAUGGCGUCGGGCUGCCCGGCGGCCUUCGGGGACCCGACCGAAGUGCGCGAGGGCUUCCUGUGCCCGCUGUGCCUGAAGGAUCUCCAGGCGUUCCGGCAGCUCCAGGCGCACUACGAGGAGCAGCACUCGGGCGAAGACCGGGACGUCAGGGCGCAGCUCCGAAAUCUAGUCCAGAAGGCCAAAAGAGCAAAGAAGAAAUUGCUGAAACAAGAAGAUGAUGACAGAACUGAUUCUGGAUCUCAGGAACGAUAUGAGUCAUUCAGCUAUGGUGGAGUAGACCCAUACAUGUGGGAGCCCCAGGAAGUAGGUGCUAUGAGAAGCCAUCUUUCUGAAUUCAAGAAACACCGAGCAGCCAGGAUUGAUCACUAUGUAGUUGAAGUCAAUAAGUUAAUAAUCAGGUUAGAAAAGCUUACAUCAUUUGACAGAGCAAACACUGAGUCAGCUAAAAUAAGAGCUAUAGAGAAGUCUGUUGUGCCUUGGGUCAGUGAUCAGGAUGUUCCAUUUUGCCCAGACUGUGGCAGUAAGUUCAGUAUCCGAAACAGACGUCACCACUGCCGUCUUUGUGGGUCUAUUAUGUGCAAGAAGUGCAUGGAAUUUGUCAGUCUUCCUUUGGCAAGCAAACUCACUAGUGCCAGCAAAGAAGCCUUGGGUUCUCACACAAGCCCGAACUCCUCACCCAGCAGUGUCCACGGCUCCCGCCGUGGCAGCAUUAGCAGCAUAAGCAGCGUGAGCUCUGUUCUGGAUGAGAAGGAUGAUGAACGAAUCCGUUGUUGUCAGCACUGCAAAGACACCCUGUUGAAAAGAGAGCAACAGAUUGAUGAGAAAGAAUACACACCAGAGAUUGUGAAACUCUAUGAGAAACUCCGACUCUGCAUGGAGAAGGUUGACCAGAAGGCACCAGAAUACAUAAGGAUGGCAGAAUCACUAAAUGCUGGAGAGUCAGCCUACAGCCUUGAUCAUGCUAAUGACUUGAGGGUGGAGAUUCAAAAAAUGUAUGAAUUUAUAGAUGCAUUGAGUAAGAAGAUUUUGAGUCUGGGCUUGCACGAAGAUCCUCAACCUCAUCCUAAAAUACUACAGCUUCAGCGAAUGAUAAGAUAUUCAGCUACACUUUUUGUUCAGGAAAAAUUGCUUGGCCUAAUGUCGCUGCCAACUAAGGAUCAGUAUGAAGAACUGAAGAAGAGAAGACUGCAUAUGGUCACUCUUGAAACACAGGGAAAACAAGAGGAAAAGCAGAAGGAGUUUAUAUCCAUAUCUGCAUCUGCAGUUAAUGGUGAUGAAACUCACAUAAAAAAAGGAACAGUCAAAAAAUCUGAAGGCUGGUUACCCACAUCUAGCAUUUCGAGAGAGAGUGAGAGAGCAGACCCACUUCUUCAGCAGAUUGACAAUAUCACAUCCUUUAUUAAGCAAGCAAAGGCAGCUAAUAGGAUAGAUGAGGUCCAUACGCUGCAAGAGAACCUGAUGCAGCUUCAGGAUGAAUACGAUCAACAACAAACUCUGAAAGCUAUUGAGCUUUCUAAAAAACAGGCAGAAGAAGAGGAGAUACAGAGGGAGGAACUUCAGGUCCUUCGUGAAAAAGAGUGGGAAAGAGAGCACCAUAAAUUCACGUCUCAGCAUUCAAGGACACGCUCCUUAGACUUCAGAGAAGUCAAACAGCAUUUGGAUGUUACUUGGAUCAAAGGGGACACGAGUUUUGAAACUCCUGCUGUUGAGCAGCUGCCAGCAAAAGAGCACUCGACCUUCACACUCAAACCCCAGAAUGUCCCACAGUGUGACAAAGACUGCAAUCAGCCAGCCUGUCUAAACCCCUUUGAGGAUGAAGCAGAUACCCCUCAGGUAGAAGAUCCUGCUAAUCCAUUUGCCAAAGACACCUCUCCAGUGGUUUCUUUCUCUAACACAGCUCAGCAAAGCGAUAAAAAAGAAUAUAAUCCAUUUGAAAGUGAGGAGGAGGAUGAACAAAGUAAUGGAGCACCUGGCAGUACUUCAAACCCCUUUGAAGAGGAUGAAAAUACAUAUGAAAAGCCUGGGGGCAGUUGGAAUUCAGGGAAUCCAUUUGAAGAGGGAUCCUCUAUCAAUCCCUUUGAAGUGGAGGAUGGCAGUGAGAUCUCUGGAGAGGAGGCUAUAGAGGAAGAGCUGCUUCUCCAACAGAUAGAUAAUAUUAAAGCUUACAUAUUUGAUGCCAAACAUAGUGGACGACUGGAUGAGGUGGAGGUACUGACAGAGAACUUAAAGGAACUGAAACACACAUUAGCAAAGCAGAAGGAGAAAUCUAACUGCUGAAGCAGCAAUAGGGCAGUGUAAUAAUUCAGUCUGCUGUUAAAUGUGGGAAGGUAAAGCAGAUACUUACAGACAGGAGUACAGCUCACAAGAGGGAAUUGGGAGAAUCCUGACUUUAAAGCACUUUCAUUUAGACAUUGCCACUACUACACAGUCUUGAAGAAAGAAUUACUGAGGAAUGCUGCUGGUCUCAAAAGCUUAGAGUAAGAAAUUUUAAAAUAACUCCUUACAGCACUUUUUAAUGCUAACUGGUCUUACUGAAUGCUUAUUUUGGUCCAGGGGUUAAGUGCUAAUAGGGAACUAUGAUGUGGAAGUGGUUGGAAUGUUGGUUUGCCCUCUUUCUUGCUUUCUGCUGUAGUGUUGGCCUUUCAAGUGUGGCUUUGAGUAAAGAGAGAUGAAAACUUUUCCAAAACUUCUUCAUCCUCUCCUGACCCAGGGUAGUUGAACGGCUAAUGGUGUUCUGGCAAUGUGAUGUUAAAGAGCUGCUGUGAUUCUCCGGGGUGCUGAAUGUACAGGCUCGCAGAUCGAGUUCAUGCAAUGCUAAUAAAUACAUAAAAGGGAUCUUAAGACUGAGAAAAACUUUCUAACUGAUCUUAGUAUGAGUAACUUGUUAGUGUCUGUAUAAAGAUUCCCAAGUAAAAUUUGGAUGCUUCAUCACUUGUGGUUUCCCAUUUGCUCUGAGCGUAAACAAUUGUGUCAUAGCAUCAUGCUGGCUUCAGACCUGCUCAUGAGGAAGCAAGCAUUUGCUCAUUUCCAGGGAAAUGAGCAUCAGGCCAACACUACUUCUAUCUGCAAUAUAAAAGGUGAAGCUCCAAUUGCUAAUUACAUUAUGGAAUCUACACAUUCCUUUAAAUCCUCUGGGUGACAGAAUGAUCAUGUGUGUUGUAUUUGUGAGACUGGAAUAUUUUGUAGCACCCAAGCAACAAAAGUUUGUUUAUAAUGGAAAGCUGAGAUGCCACUGGAAUUUUGUGAAAGCUGGAAGACAAUUUAGCUGCAUUAGUGCCAAAUGGCAAUUCUCUCUCAUGUUAGAUUCCCCUCAGUUUUUAUGAGAAUCAGGCAUACCUGUUUUAAAUAAGGAACUUCAGAUUGAAGACCUCUUGUGAUCUUGUGGCCUAGGGGAUGACCAGGUGACAGCCAGUAGCUGUGAUGCAGGAGGGCCUACAGCUGGGCAAAUGCAGGGUUUUUGAGAAAGAUGAAAUCUAACUGCUUUGAUUUUUAUCUUUGAGUCACAGAUCCAUCAGCAGGAAUCACUGUUUGCAGGAGUGGUGGUGGUGAGUUAAUCUUAAAAGGUUUUUUUUUUAACUGAAAUAGAGGAAAAUCAGGCAGAUCACACUGUAUAGCACUAACAAUAGUGGGCUUACUCAGAAGUGUGAAGUUCUGUGGAAUGGGACAUAUCUUUUAAUUAUGUCUCUGAUAUUGGCAUAGCUGUAAACCCAACACUGCUUAAGAUUUUACAGACAAGUAACGCUGUUACCUAAAGAGCAGGAACUCCGGUUCCUAGCUGUAAGUGGAGGUAGGGACUUGUGGAACUGUUGUUUAAAAAGACCAAGCCACCUAUAUCCUCACUUCGUACCACUAGCAAGGGGUGAAGUAACUCAGACCAGCCAGUCAAGGAUACCUGAUGGUCUGCCUGGUGUAGCCUAAUUCUGGUUUUCAAAGGUGUGCAGAAAAGGGUAGUUAAGACCAUGAAGUUCUUAUUUUAGUCUCCAAGUGUUAUUUUGCACCAAGCAGAAGAAAGAACACAGGAUUCUGAAAGGUCUUGACAGAACAUAGGUGCUUGGCACCAGAUUCAUGAAGGCAGCAAAAAUUGUUGAUAGCUAAACAGAAUCCCUGGAAUUAUUUAAGAGACAAGUAUAAGGUAGUUAUUUAGGACAUACUUCGUUGCUAGUCAGGAGGAUUGCACUCUAACCUAAUGCUUUUUUAGGUAUCAACAUGAAAAAAUGUUUCAGUGGCUUCAGCUUUCACAUUAAAAAGUGUUUUUUUCCUUGUUGCAACUAUCCUGCCUCGUUUAUAUUUUCUGGCUAAUACACUAAUAACUGAAAUAUUCCUAUUGCAUAUGUAAUACAUUAUUUUUACAAGCAGAUAACAGACUAGGAUACCUCAUGAUCUUUGUCAGUGUUAACUGUGAUAGACUAGACAGCUAAUACUAAAAUUGUCUCUAACAUGAAGACCUUUGUUGGUAUAGGUACUGCUGUAAGGCUUGCAGGGCACAAGGGAAUGAAGAUGUCUUAAGCAUAAAGCUCAAUAACUAAUUAGCAUAAUUAGCAUGGACUUUUGUUACAAUUGCAUGCACUACUCCAUAUGAAAACUUUGUAAGAAGAGAUUAAAUAAAACAACAUGUUUAUUUUG